AGCACAAGUGAAUGAUUUAUAGAAGGACUAUGGUAGAUUUAACAGAUUUCAAAGAAAGACACCAUUGCUUCGGGUUAUUCAUUUAAAGGAUGGCAAAGCUUUUCUUUUUCUUCAUGCUUACUUCCCUUUUUAGCAGAAGCUUAGGCUCCGCGGCUCCCUCAUCCCAGCUCCCGAAAGAUCUUGGAGAUGCGUGCCAAAAUAUAUGGAACGCUGCGGGAAACAAUCUUAGAGUUCCUUCAGAACUAACUGUUGACAUGGUCGGUAAAAAUCCCUUGUUUACGGUGAUUGGAACUGGGCAAGGCAAACUUAAUUCCGACGUGUUUAGACUGUUCGGAGCCUUACUACAGGAUAAUGUCGAGGCGAAUCAAGAGGCUUUUCUCAACUCUAUAAUACAACGAGGUGGACCGAUUGAACAAGCUUUGAACUACCUCAACGCACAUGAGUCAUUAGGACAGGAUCUAGCGACUUUUAAGGAAACUUUAAAAGAGCUGUGGUUCAUUCUUCCCCGAGGCAAAGAGACUAAGGGCUUCUUACAUGUAUUUUGCGGUGAAGUGGGACAGUUGAAGAAACAUUAUGAGGGAUUUCACAACUGGUUCCAGUUCUACCGUUUACAGACGACCACAAAUGAAUUAACCAAUGUCGAGGUGGCUUCAGUGACGUAUGACACAGAGCCUACUUUUAUGCAGGGCCUGGAUUUCACUUGGGACGUCGCUAAGAAAAGGGGCGGUGGCAGCAGCUUGUUUGUUGGAACAAGCCCAGCGUUUGAUUUUGCCAUUUUCAGUGUCUGUGCUCUUUCCAUAUUUAAACCACCAAACCAACUGACAGAAUGCUCUUGUCAAAUUCACAAAACCAUCUUAAGAAUUACAGCGAAGGAAAUUUCUGUCAAAGAGAAAAAGGUUAUGACUCCAAAAGGCAAGGUUAACACAGCCUACCCAUCGGCUGUUAUCGCUGAUCCAAUGUGCACAAGCGUUGAUCCCAACACGAGAACAAAUUGUGGAACGGCUGGGAUAGACGAACACACCUGUGGAGAAAGAGGCUGCUGCUUUGACUGGCAGCAAUACACUGCCCAAACCCAUAUGUGUUUUUAUCCUGCAAACCACGAAUGUCAUGUCGCCCCUCCCCACACUAAAGUAGAUUGCGGUUCUCCACCUGGAAUAACCAGGAUUCAGUGCGAACAAGAAAAGAACUGUUGUUUUGACGAAAGCCCUGCCCAAGGUGCUCCUAAAUGCUAUCAAAAAGUUCCAAGUGAAGUGGGACAGUUGAAGAAACAUUAUGAGGGAUUUCACAACUGGUUCCAGUUCUACCGUUUACAGACGACCACAAAUGAAUUAACCAAUGUCGAGGUGGCUUCAGUGACGUAUGACACAGAGAUCCUUGAGACAACCGAGAGAAAAAAAAAAGAGCUACAUGAUUUAUUCACUACAUUUACUCUACCUUUUGUUCUGUAG
Orbicella faveolata is the source of this 1448-nucleotide messenger RNA. RefSeq names its product uridylate-specific endoribonuclease B-like. The record is from RefSeq and is a predicted model, not a curated record. Lineage: Eukaryota; Metazoa; Cnidaria; Anthozoa; Scleractinia; Merulinidae. Gene Ontology annotation, molecular function: RNA endonuclease activity.